This is a messenger RNA of Misgurnus anguillicaudatus (oriental weatherfish), 2536 nucleotides long. Lineage: Eukaryota; Metazoa; Chordata; Actinopteri; Cypriniformes; Cobitidae. The record is from RefSeq and is a predicted model, not a curated record.
ACUCUAGGCAGCAAGCAGACGAUCACGCGCAUACACAGAUUUGAGAUUCUGCGCGACCACUGCAUUACGAGCUUCAUCGAGACACUUCUUCAUUAACGGCUCUAAACCUCCUUCAGAAAACGACACCAUGGGCGUGGAAGGCUGCACGAAAUGCAUCAAAUACAUGCUUUUCUUCUUUAAUUUCAUUUUCUGGCUGGCUGGUUGUGUCAUUCUGGGAGUUUCGCUCUGGCUGCGUCAUGACACUAAGACAAGCACUCUUCUGGGUCUAAAGCUUGAGGACACACAAGCACCCACCACUUUCUACAUAAGUGUCUACAUUUUGAUCGCUGUUGGUGCCGUGAUGAUGUUUGUUGGAUUUCUUGGUUGCUAUGGUGCCAUACAGGAAUCCCAGUGUCUUUUGGGAACAUUCUUUGCCUGCCUGGUCAUUCUGUUUGCCUGUGAGGUCGCUGCUGGUAUCUGGGGCUUUAUGCACAAAGACAAGAUCUCCAAGGAAAUGGUCAAUUUUUAUGAUUCAGUGUAUGACAAAAGUUUGAGAUCAGAAAAUGAUAAAAAGAUCGCAGCCGCUACUGUGUUGAAGGUCUUUCAUGAGACUCUUCAAUGCUGUGGAAAAUCGGGUAUCACCGGAAUGCUUCAAAACCUUUUGGUAGACGUCUGUCCUGACAAAUUUACUGAUAGCUGUGAAAAAAAGAUUAAUGAGCUUUUCACUAAUAAGAUCUAUCUGAUUGGCUAUGCUGCCCUGGCUGUUGCUGUUAUCAUGAUCUUUGAGAUGAUCUUCAGCAUGGUGCUCUGCUGUGGUAUCAGGAACAGCCCUGUAUACUAAAACAUUAAGGGGCAAGAUAUGAAGUUCAAAAACAGCCAAAAAAAUAAUUUUGUUUUAUAUCUACCAUCUCCUAUCUUGUUUUAUUUCUACCGUCAUUUCCUAAUCAAAUCACUCAACUCUCAUAGAAAAUACUAAUUCAUUUUGUUAUAAUGAUGCAGUGGAUCCACCCAUAACUAGUCUGCUAUUGAAUACGCUGUAGUUGGCAAUGACUAGUUGCAAUCCCUAGCUAUAGCAGUAGAUUUAUCAGAUAGUUAUAACACAUACACACUGCUUUAUCCAAUGAAGGAUAGCUACAUUUAUUUGCUUGUAGUUUUUUUGUUGUAACUGUUAAGUUUCUGCUAUUGCUAUUGGUUACUAUCACUUUUUCCUAUGUAUAUGUAUAAACUGUAUAUAUUUGCAGCCCUGUAUGGCUCUUAAGCAUGAAUCUUGUAUCCAACACUCCUGUCUGAUUUCUUCUCUGAUACUGCUGUUUGUAUGUACACGUUUCUUUCUGAGAAACCACUAAAUAUACAGUGUUAGCUAGGUCAGGAGAAAGUCACAAUACAAUGCUCAAUGAAAGUAAUAGUUCAAGGAUUAAGGAUUUUUCCUGUUAUUAAAGUUGACAACCCGUAAGUUUGCUUCUUACACAGUUUGCGAACGAGGAAGCAGAUUGUUACUCUGCCGAGUUUCACAUACAGAACUACUGAUGCAUACAUCAGGGACUGGAUGACGUGAACUCUGUCUCUCUAUGCUAUCCAAUGCUAAUAUAGUGUACUGUAAUGAAUUGCAUGCCUGUAUGUCACAAAAAGAGUUGGACACAUGUAGAAUCCUGCCGUAGUUCUUCUGUCUUUCCCCCUCUUUACUGUCUAAUGUGAUUCAAAUGUAUACAGGACUUUUGUAUGCCAUCUAGCCUUAUAAAUUAGACACCUUAUCCCUUAAUCACUUCUCAAUCUGGAUUGAUUCCUAAUGGAAUUGUGUCGUAACUGUAAUGUGUUAUGACUACUUAAACCAAUGUAAGGGGUUUGCGUGAGAGUGUGCGCAUAUCUGUCUGUCUGUCAUGUGAUCAUAAAGAUUGAAUCAGAUAAUUAUUGGCCACCUUUAUAGCAGAAUUCACUGCUGUAAUUCCCUGUCACCAUCACCAGGUGGCACUCAAACACCAUUCACUUGACAGCUAGUGACCACACCCCCUCGUGUAUGUACUUAUCAUGCACUUAUUAUCUACAGUAGAGCGCACUUAUAUAAACCUCCUCUCACACAAACACUGAUGCAUUAAUUCCAGAUUUACUACAUGCAUUAUGCAACUCUGUCUUGUUAACACAUAUUGCCUAUGCUGAUAUAAAUGUCUUGUAAUAUGUACAGCUACACAGUAUACUAAUGACCAUGUAAAGACAAUGUAUGCUUUUAAUUGUGAUAUCUUUUUCUGGUACUUUGACAAAAAAAAAGAGGACCUCAGCAGAGAUUUCAGUAGAAGCAUGUAAGGUUUUGGAGGUUAUAACAGGUUAAGCAUGAUAUCGAAACCAUUAAGCAUCUUGAAGUAAUUACGAGAGCUGUUUAUGAAGUGAACUGUAAACACUUAAGGGUAUUUGAGCAGUAUCAAAUAUACUGUUGAGUUUCAUUGUGUUACUGAAACAGAAAGUGACAGCUGCCACUUAAAUCUCUGCCCUGACUCAACAGUUAUAGAUUUUGGUCUGGUUUUGUUGCCCAAAUAUUUAGAAAAUUAAAUGUAUUUUACAAAUA